AUGGUUCGCUGGCCACCAGCUGUACAAAGAAGAAGGCCUGGCCUUCCACCAAAGGUGCUGAGUGGAAGACCUUGCUGGGAGUCAAAACCUCCAGCAGCGGAGAGCCCGCGUGGCUUCCAUUUCUUCAGAGUAAUCUUUCAAAAGAUGAUUGAAGACAAGAAACUGCGGAUUCCUUUAAGGUUAUUUGUUAAGAGGGUAGGAUCAGCAGAUCAACUUUCUGAUAUGGCAAGACUUUGUGUUCCUAAUGGAAAUGAAUGGCAAGUUAAGGGAAGUUCUUGUUUUCAUGUUAUUAUCUUUGAUCGAUCUACUUCUGAGAUAACUGAGUAUGGAAAAAAUGAAGACAAAACCAAGUAUAAGAAUCAUGAGACAGAAUGUGAUGAUUUUAGAAAGAGGACAAUGUUGGAUCAAACAAGAAGGAAAAAGCCUAGGACUGACAAUGAGAUGGCCAGCUCAUGCAAGAAUAAUAAGAACAAAGAAAAAAUGGAAGUCUGUUGCAGUAAGCAAUACCUGAAAUUUUCUAGAAUACAAUCACUGUCUAAAGAAGGCAGGAAGAAAGCAAUUCUUGCUGCUGAUACGUUUGAGCCCAUAAACCCUGCCUUUAAGGUUCUCUUGCGAUCAUAUAACUUCGAGCGGAGUAUGUUGCUGGUGCCAAGUAGCUUUGCUUCAAAGUACAUGACUAGGGUUUAUGAAGAAGCAGAAUUUGUGUGUCCUGAUGGAAGAAAGUUCGGAGUUAGAAUCAGUCUCUGGGGUCCUGGCUUGGCUUUUGGAAAGGGAUGGGCUGCAAUUUCUCAACACAUUAUGUUGAAAGAAGGAGAUGUUGUGAUGUUAGAGCUGAUCAAUAGUUUUAUUGGUUAUCUGUUUAAAAUCAGAGUGUUCCGAUCAUGA
Molecule: messenger RNA, 885 nt
Organism: Jatropha curcas
Lineage: Eukaryota; Viridiplantae; Streptophyta; Magnoliopsida; Malpighiales; Euphorbiaceae
Source: RefSeq, a predicted model, not a curated record